AUGGGGAUCACCAUCCCCUCCUCGAGGUCUCCUCCGACCGCUCCUCUCCACAUCACGGCUACGUUUCCAUGGGUAGCACGCUACAGAGUAGAUCAUGCGGAGGUCCGCCACCGACCCAAGACAGCAGAUCGUGCCGAGGUCCACAGCCACCAAGGUCUACCUUUCCCUAAGAGGAAUCAUCUCAAUUCCCCACCAUCAAGGUCUACCUCCUCCUCUGCGGCGUCAUCUCGCUACGCCGCCAAGGUCCUCCCCAUGAUCCUCUGCCACCUCCUCAGGCCCGACCAUGCCCCGUGCGUAUGGUUUUCAUGUUCACCCAGCAGUUGCCGUCCUCCUUCUCCUAGCUUCGGUGUGGGGUCCUCGCAUGCGCCGUCGCAGGAUCAAACCUCGCUCUACCACCCGACUGGAAGAUGGACUUUACUUAAUUCUCACUUAUGUUUGUGUGGAAACAGAUUACUACUCAAGCAAGUUGUUACCAUGGAGGUGAUCCAGUGGACAAAAUUGUGGGAAUUCUUCAAGGAUGAAUAUGAGAACGAGAAGAAUCUCCUUGGAGGAGCUUUAGGCACAAAAGCUGCGGAGGAUUUGAAGCUGAGGAUCAUUGAACAUAAUAUCUUGGUUGUUUCGAAGUACUAUUCGAGGAUUUCUCUGAAGAGGCUGGCGGAUCUUCUUUGCCUGAGCUUGCAGGAGGCAGAGAAGCAUAUCUCGGACAUGGUGAACUCAAAGGCCCUGAUUGCAAAGAUCGACACACCAAUGGGGAUCGUGUCCUUCCGGACAGCCCAGGACAGCAAUGGGGUGCUCAACUCAUGGGCAUCGAACCUGGAGAAGCUCCUGGACCUGGUGGAGAAGAGCUGCCACCAAAUACACAAGGAGACGAUGAUCCAAAAGGCGGUGUUGAAAGCCUGAAAACCAUUUUGAACUGAAUGGCCUUGUGUAGGUUGUGUGCGUAGUAGACUCUCUAUGGAUCUGAAUUCACUAUCGCUGGAUGGGUAAAACAAUUCUCCGCUCAA
Hordeum vulgare subsp. vulgare (domesticated barley) is the source of this 1004-nucleotide messenger RNA. Its product is annotated as 26S proteasome non-ATPase regulatory subunit 12 homolog B-like. Bases 1 to 900 code for a protein of 299 amino acids. The transcript is spliced from 4 exons. Lineage: Eukaryota; Viridiplantae; Streptophyta; Magnoliopsida; Poales; Poaceae. Gene Ontology annotation, cellular component: cytoplasm; proteasome regulatory particle, lid subcomplex; nuclear proteasome complex. The record is from RefSeq and is a predicted model, not a curated record.